Gadus chalcogrammus (walleye pollock) is the source of this 3759-nucleotide messenger RNA. RefSeq lists its product as uncharacterized. The record is from RefSeq and is a predicted model, not a curated record. Gene Ontology annotation, molecular function: protein binding; GTP binding. Lineage: Eukaryota; Metazoa; Chordata; Actinopteri; Gadiformes; Gadidae.
AUGGCCGUGGACAGGGGUAAAACCGUAGUGCUGGCAGCACUGGGCCGGCCCUUCAGUCUGGGGAUGCUCUACGACUGUCGCAACGACUCACUGAUCCCCGCUCUGACACUUUGGGACCGGGAAGCCUUAGAGAAAGAUACAGAUGAAAGACCCCAACCAAAAAUUGAAUUUGAGAUAGUUGCAUCUGACUCCAUCGAAGACAAAUCUUCUGCAUUGAAUGUUGAAGCUUCAUUGAAAGCCAGUUUUCUGUGUGGACUGGUUGAGGUAGAAGGCUCUGCUCAAUUUCUCAAAGAUUCUAAGAUUUCCAGAAAUCAGGCUAGAGUGACACUAAAAUAUAAAACCACCACCAAGUUGAAAGAGCUGUCAAUGAUACAUUUGCAGAGGUAAUGUGAAGCAACACACGUAGUGACAGGAAUCCUUUAUGGGGCACAAGCCUUCUUUGUGUUUGACCGUGAGGUGUCAGAAAAGGAGGAUAGGCAAGACAUUGAGGGCAAUUUAAAGGUUCUGAUCAAGAAGAUACCCACCUUGAAGAUAGGCGAUCAAGGUUCUAUGAACAUGGCAGACAAGGACAUUGCAAAUGUUGACAAGUUAUCCUGCAAUUUCCAUGGGGACUUUAACCUUGAGAAACACCCUGUGUCUUUUCAUGAGGCCAUAGAAGUCUAUCAAAGCCUACCUAAGCUAACUGGAACCAACAAAGAGAUUGCAGUGCCUCAGAAGGUCUGGUUAAUGCCACUGAAGACUCUAGAUUCCGCUGCUGCUGAACUAGUUCGACAGAUAAGUGAUAGGUUCAUCAAGGAGGCUCAGAAUUUCCUGGAGUACCUUAGCGAGCUUGAAAGGAGAUGCAACGAUGCUGAACGAUGCACAACAACCCAGCAAUUCCCACAGAUUAAGAAAAAGUUAAAGGAUUUUAAAGAGCUGGUUUCUCAGUACAAACUAGAAUUCCAGAAUAUUAUGGCAAGGAAUCUCCCAUUGAUCAGAGGAGGAGGAGAGGAGGAAAGUGUUUUCGCAAAGAUCCUGAAAAAAGUACAUUCCUCUCCCUUCGAAAGUGGUGAACUGAAUGAGUGGAUGGAUUGCAAAGAGACAGAAAUCAAAAUCAUCAGCUCUCUGAUUGACAAUAUGUCCGACAUUGUGAUCGUUGCGACCAGUCACUCUCUGCACCAUGAGAUCCACAGUGGAGAUGUCAGACAUACGGUGUGCUUUGUCUUUACCUCCCUGGAUGGCCCAGAGCCUUACCUUUCAGCUCUGUCAAACUACUUGGAUGAAACCCAAUCAGACGACGUGUCAUGCGCUUAUGAUUUGGAAAAAGAACAAUGGUUUUCCUCAAAUGUAGCGUACGAGAAAAUUAAGCUCUUCAAAGAUUUUGCCGUGGCCAACAAAGAGAACAAAAGCAUCAAGUUUUUAGCAGGUGCAAUAAGAGAUGAUGAGAAGAAAGGCGCAACUCUCCACCUCUACAAGGAUGGAUCCUUAGCCAACUACAACUUUGAACCACCUUCGAAGCCAGAGAUUAACACUGGUGACAUAACCCAUAACAGUGUAACACUGAAAAUUUCCCCACCUCGAUUUGGGUUAACAACUGUCACCCACUACACUGUUGAGUUCUGUGUCCAUGGAGAUGAGGUUUGGCAUCAACAAAUGGAGAGCAAGGCUGGAGAUGUCACAGUGUCCGGCUUGAAGAUUAAUGAAGGGUAUCAGUUCAGAUGUAGAGCCUGGUGCGCAGUCGGCCGCGGUCCGGCCUGUGAAGGUGGCCCUUUAAUUAAAACCUUACCAUCCAGUCCUCCAGAAAAACUACAAGCGGAAUGUUAUUCUACAGAGUUAUCAUUCAGCUGGGAGAAACCAUCUGACCUUGGACAUGGAGUGGAGACCAAGUCAUACAUAUUAGAAUAUGCUGAAACAUCUCCAGAAAUGAACCCUGAAGAGUGUAUAUGGAGCAAACUAACAUUGACAGCCAACGACUCCCAACUAGUCAAAGUCAUUCCAGGGCUGCAGCCUUCAACGCGAUACACUGUCCGGGUCAGAUGUGACUGUGGAGUUGCUGGCCUUGGCAAAGAGGAAUCAGUAGUUGUGUGCACAAAAAGGCUGUCUGAUAAACUGGCUACAUCAAUCAAAGCAUCGAGCAAAGAAAUAGAAUCUGGUUCUCCUUCAGUUUUCAAGUUACCCCUGAAGAAAAACGAUAUUAGGAUAGAUGGAUGCAAGAGCUACACAUUUGGCAAGCACAGCGUUAAGCCAAAUCGCACUGUCAUGUUUCUGGGGGCAACAGGUUCAGGGAAGUCAACUCUGAUCAAUGGAAUGAUCAACUACAUCCUGGGCAUAGAUUGGAAAGACUCUUUCCGCUUCAAACUAAUCAAUGAGGAUCAGUCGAAGUCACAAGCUGAAAGUCAGACUACCCACGUAACCACCUACAAAAUGAACCACCAAGAUGGCUUCAAAGUUCCUUAUUCUCUAACCCUUGUUGACACUCCGGGUUUCGGGGACACAAGGGGAAUAGAGAGUGACAAGGCGAUCAGAGAGCAGAUCAGGAAUCUCUUCACCUCGGCAAAGGGAGUCUUUGAGAUAGAUGCAAUUUGUUUUGUCACCCAGGCCUCUCAAGUAAGACUAACGGCUUCACAGAAGUAUGUGUUUGAUUCGGUGCUGGCCAUCUUUGGUAAAGACGUGGCGGAAAACAUUUGCAUCCUGGUCACAUUUGCAGACGGUCAGCAGCCUCCUGUUCUUGAGGCGAUCAAUGCAGCCAAAAUUCCAUGUCCUAAAACCGACAAAGACCUUCCGGUGCAUCACAAAUUCAACAACUCUGCACUUUUUGCUGAAAAUAAAUCUUUCAGUGACAGAGCUGAUCAAGACUCCAAAUCAUCAAAGUAUCCAAAAGAAAAAAAGAUGGAUGUUAACAACUUUGAUGCAAUGUUUUGGGCAAUGGGGGCCAGCAGCAUGGAAACAUUCUUCAUUGCCUUGGGACAAAUGACAACUAAAAGCCUGCAGUUAACCAAAGAGGUUCUCAACGAGCGAAAGCAGUUGGAGGUGGCUGUGGAAGGAAUCCAGCCCCAGGUACGGGCGGGGUUGGCGAAACUGGACGAGAUCCGAUCAACCCAACAACAGAUAGAAAAGCACAACGCUGACAUCGCUUCCAAUGAAAACUUUCAAUUUGAAGUUGAAAUCACCAAGCCUGUUCAAAUAAAGCUUACUAAAGAGGGAGAAUACAUCACUAAUUGUCAGCAGUGUAACAUUACCUGUCAUUACCCCUGUUACAUAGCAGACGAUAAAAAAAAGUUUCAGUGUUCUGCCAUGAAGGAUGAGAAAUGCACGGUCUGCCCUGGAAUUUGUGACUGGAACGUACAUUUCAACCAGAAAUACAGGUGGGACUACGUCAAGGUGAAGCAGAUGAAGACGAUACAACAGCUGAAAGAGAAGUAUGAAAAAGCCACUGAGGCGAAGAUCACAGUCGAGGAACUGAUUGCACACCAGGAAGAGGAGGUUGCCAAUCUUCAGGAUGAGAUAAUAUACCUGAUGGACACGUCGUCUCGCUGUAUAGCUCGGCUGAAGGAGAUAGCUCUGCGGCCUAACCCGCUAAGCACGCCAGAGUACAUCGACAUGCUCAUUGAGGGAGAGAAGUCCGAGGCCAAAGAGGGUUACCUGGCACGGAUUCAGUCUCUCGACAAAAUGAAAGGAAAUGCCCAAAUUAUGGUCAAGGCUUCCAAACGGGAGAAGCUCACUGCGUUUUACCUUGAUCUCAAUUGCUGUGUCUUCAGAGAAAUUCACAUCAGACACUAG